Molecule: messenger RNA, 1491 nt
Organism: Prosopis cineraria
Lineage: Eukaryota; Viridiplantae; Streptophyta; Magnoliopsida; Fabales; Fabaceae
Product: protein FAR-RED IMPAIRED RESPONSE 1-like
Exons: 4
Coding region: 1-1491 (496 amino acids)
Biological process (GO): regulation of DNA-templated transcription
Molecular function (GO): zinc ion binding
Source: RefSeq, a predicted model, not a curated record
AUGUCUUUGAACAAGUUGUUGUGGAAUAAGCGGUAUAAUGAAUUGCAAAGUGAUUUCAACUCACGCCAGAAGUUGCCAAGGUUGAUUUUGAAGAGUUCGUCUAUGCUGCAACAGCUUUCUCAAGUUUACACACCAUCAAUUUUUGACUUGUUCCAGCAUGAGUAUGACUUACGUGAUGCUAUGUGUAUAAAAGAGAGGAAAGAAAGAAAAAUAGCUGCAGAUGAUGAUGCUCUUAUUAUUGAUUAUGUAAUCACAAUGGUUGAUAAAAAAGGAGAGUGGAGAUUGACAUUUGAGCCAUCAAGAGAAGAUAAAGAGGCUGUCAUUACUUGUAAUUGUAAGAAGUUUGAACAAUGGGGAAUUUUGUGCUGUCAUGCAUUGAGGAUAUUAUAUGACCAAGAUGUAAAGCUACUUCCAAAGCAAUAUGUGUUAAAGAGGUGGACAAAAGAAGCAAGGUGUGGUGUAGUGCAUGAUAGUAAGGGAAAGGAAAUUGAAGUUGAUCCUAAACUAGAAUGCUCGAAUCGAUAUAGGCAAUUGUGCCCUAUGCUCAUAAAAUUAGCUAGUGAUGCAUCUGAAUGUCCAGAGGCAUUCUUUAUGGUUCAUCAAGCAAUGCUAGAGCUUAGCAAAAAAGUGUCUCAACUUCUUAGUAACCACUCAUCAGAUAGUGUUAAUAAUGAAGGGGGUGUUGAUGAUGAUGUUGGUAAGAAUGAUGGUUCAUGCAUUGGAUUCAAGAAGAGAGAACGCAAAAAGAUCAAUCCAAGUUGGGUUGACAAUCCAAGUCAAAAAAGAAAAAAAGUUAAGACUUCAAAAAAAUCUACUAACAAGUCUUCACAAUGUUCAAAGGACACACAAAAUAUAUUAGAAGUGGGUAGAUCAUCAUCUUCGGUGCAAUAUGGCCCCCCUGUGUCAAAUAUGCCGGUGCAAGUGCAAUGUGGCCCCCCUGUGUCAAAUAUCCCGGUGCAAGUGCAAUAUGGCCCCGUUGUGUCAAAUAUACCAGUACAAGUGCAAACUGGCCCCUUCAUGCCAAGUAUGUCGGUGCAAGUGCAAAAUGGCCCCUUCGUGCCAAGUAUGCCUGUGCAAGUGCUAUAUGGUCCCCCUAUGUCAAGUAUGCCAAUGCAAGGACAAUAUGGCCCCACCGUGUCAAGGAUGUCGGUACAAGGGCAAUAUAGCCCCCCCGUGUCAGGUAUGCUAGUGCAAGGGCAAUAUGAUCUGCCUGUGCCAAAUACACCAACAACAACACAACAUGAUCCACUUCAAGUAAGCCAAAUGUCAUUCACAACAUUGACAAUGGAUUCAUUGAACAAUAAUGUGAAGUCACUUGAAGCAAUUGAAUUUAGUCAAGUAUUUGAAAAGGGAGAAGACGAGGUGAAGAGAAGCGAGGAAGCUGGAGUUGAAGCCCGAUGCGAGUCCGAUGGCGCUGGUGGAAGUGGAGUAAAUUGGAAGGUGGCCAGUGGGGCUCGGAGGAGUGAGAUGACGAUUCGAUUCAGACUUUAG